GAUUACGUCGUAUUUGUUUUUGAAAUAUUAUAGUUGUAUGAAGACCCGGUUUUAUCUGAAGAAACUGUUUUAAUUCAUUAAAUCUUAUCUUCCUAUUUUCUUUUCAUCUUCCCUGUUCUUAAUUUUGCUGAUGACUUGUGCAUAACCUAUAAUUUAAAUCAUUUUGUAGUAUAAGCAAAAACUUAAGUAUCUACUAUUUAUUUAUUUCAAGAUAAGCAGAGUGAUGAGCUCAAGAACACCUAUUGAUCCUUUAUCAUUUUUAAACCGAAAAUAGACGAGAAGUUAAGUAUGAUAUAUUGAUUUGAUUUUGACAUUGCAUUUGUUAUUGUCGCUUAAUAAGGUAAUUGAUCACUUUAUCAGGUGAUUUUGAUUUAUUUAAACCGAAAGUGCAUUUGAAAUAAAAUCGUUUGGAAUUGAAUACAUUGACAGUCAAGUCAAUAAAACUAAGUUUCACAAAAGCUGAAGUAUGGGAAGUAAACCUAGUGCACAAAGACAGAUAAUUGUACCUUACCCAUCUGAAAAUGGCCAGAAUUGCCCUGGUGAAAAUACAGAUUACACCGUAUAUACGGAUAGCGGGAAUAGAGAGGAUUCAAGUUUUGGCGAUCCCCUUUUAGUUACAGCUAUUGAUUUUGGAACGACAUAUUCGGGCUCUGUAUUUUGUUUUAAAGGCUACAAAAAUAGAAUUUUGGCAGGGACGCAGGGUUUCUAUCAAGACGAUGAACGGAUACCGACUGUUAUUUUAUUAAAUCCUGACCAAACUUUCAAUUCCUUCGGAUACGAAGCGCAAGAUACGUAUAGCAAGCUUAAAGAAGAAAAAGCUCAAUAUUUUUAUUUUGAACAUUUCAAAAUGGCGCUGUAUAAGAACAUGGAGUCAUCAUCAAACACAACCACUUUAAUGGAUAUCAGAGGAAGACGAGUAAAAGCAAAAGAUAUUUUUGUAAUGCUCAUUAAAAAUCUGCUUCACCUUGCAAUGGAUAUAGUAAAGGGACUACAAACACGUGAUAUAGCCUGGAUUGUCACCAUACCAGCGUCGUGGUCUGAAUCGUCUAGGAAGCUCGUACAAGAUUCCGUAUUAUCCGUGGGAAUAGAGGAUAAAAAUCUUCAUUUUGUUCUUGAACCCCAUGCGGCAGCCGUGUAUUGUAUGAAUGUGGACACAUCUUCAACUUCUAGUCCUAUGUCAAGGCCCCCCAAAGAACUUCAUUCUGAAUUAGCUGAUACCGCAGAAGAAACGGGCAUAACAGUCGGAGACAAAUGUAUUAUCUUAGAUAUCGGCGGAGGUUCAACAGAUAUUUGGGUUUAUGAAGUAGAAGGUCAAAAUGAAUUAAAAGAAAUGCAUAAAGCUACCGAAGAAAUUGGAGGCAACUCUGUGAAUUCUGAAUUUAUUGAGCUAAUGAAAGGUCUUGUGGGAGAACCCGUCUGGUCCGACUUUCAAGAAGACUAUACUGGUUCCUAUUACACGUUAAUGCGAGACUUUGAUCGGAAGAAACGAUCGUUCUCCAAUGAUGUUGACAGUGUUACAAUGUCGUUAGAAAAUGAGCUUCUGCACGUUCUUAAAGAGACAACAGGAGACACGCUUAGUGACGUCAUAACAAUGAUAGGGGCAGACGACAAAAUAAAAUUCAAAAGUCAUCUCAAUAAAGUAACUCUGGAUAAAGAGACAAUGGAAGAACUGUUCGAAAAGUCUGUUGACGCAAUUGUACAACUAAUAGAGAAAACUCUGCGUGUCUGUCAGAAAUGGAGUGUACAUACCAUGUUUAUGGUGGGAGGGUUUUCCGAAUCUCCUUAUCUAAGGGAAAUAAUAAGAUCAAAAUUUAGCGAAAUAAGAGUUGUCUUUCCUGACGAUGCAAAGCUUGUCGUUCUGAGAGGGGCAGUGAUUUUGGGAUAUCAGUCACAAUAGGCGGUACACAGUUUUAACUAGAACUCCGCGAGUCGGAUGUGUCGCCUUGUGAACAAUGUAGUUUAGGGGAAAUGGCCAGGACAAAAAUGAAAAAUGAAAAAUAACAAAGGGCAAUAACUAAAAAAAUAAUAAGUGCAGAGCAGCAGUUUCUGUACACUGCACUUCUUAUCAAUAAGAUCUAUCAUUCUAUGAUGUUUCAAGUCCAUAGCUUUCAUACUUGAGGAGAAAUGACCAGGACAAAAAUAAAGUAAGAAAAUCAACAAAGGGCAUUAACUCAAAAAUAAGAAAUGCAGGGUAUCAGUUCUUAUGCACUGCACUUCUUUUUAAUGAGAUCUAUCAUCCUAUGAAGUUUCAAGUCCAUAACUUUUAUACUUUCAGAGAAAUGGCCUGGACAAAAAUCAAGUAUGAAAAUUAACAAUGGGCCAUAACUCAAAAAAUAAAAAAUGCAGAGUACCAGUUCUUGUGCACUGCACUUCUUCUUAAUGAGACCUAUCAUCCUAUGAAGUUUCAAGUCCAUGGCUUUUAUACAUUAGGAGAAAUGACCCGGACAAAAAUAAAGUAUGAAAAUU
Ruditapes philippinarum (Manila clam) is the source of this 2466-nucleotide messenger RNA. RefSeq names its product heat shock 70 kDa protein 12A-like. The coding region runs from base 467 to 1897 and encodes 476 amino acids. The transcript is spliced from 2 exons. NCBI's taxonomy places the organism in Eukaryota, Metazoa, Mollusca, Bivalvia, Venerida, Veneridae. The record is from RefSeq and is a predicted model, not a curated record. Gene Ontology annotation, molecular function: ATP-dependent protein folding chaperone; ATP binding.